Caenorhabditis bovis is the source of this 1839-nucleotide messenger RNA. Lineage: Eukaryota; Metazoa; Nematoda; Chromadorea; Rhabditida; Rhabditidae. The record is from the annotation of a GenBank genome assembly.
AUGCCUCCUCGCAAACGAUUUUCGAUGAUGAAGCGGGCGGAUCGAAUGCCGAAAACUGAAGAGGAGGUGCCGAUAGCGACGAAGAAGAAGGAGAAAUCGAAACACGUCGAUGUGAAGAUGUACGUCGACGCCGCCGUUGAUACCGAUGAGAUUCCCGAAGUUGGUGCCGCUGUGCGAUUUGUGAUAUCGAUGCGAUUCUUUUCGGCGGUUUGGGGAAUUAUUGGCGAUUGCGACGAGGUCUACAAUUAUUGGGAGCCGCUUCAUAUGUUCAUGUAUGGAAAAGGAUUCCAAACCUGGGAGUACUCGCCGGUUUACGCGAUACGCUCGUACUUCUACAUUCUCAUCCAUUAUCUCGCCGCUUAUCCGAUAUUUUCGAUAUUCGCCGAAUAUAAAAUGCUAUUGUUUUAUGCGAUUCGAAGUCUUCUUGGAAUCUUCUGCCUCUGCGGCGAACUUUAUUUGUAUCGAGCAAUUGGGAGAAAAAUCAACAACAAUUCGGCGCAAAACUUUUUCAUCUUGUCCACAUUUUCGGCGGGAAUGUUUGUUGCCGGCACGUCUUUCUUGCCAUCAUCGUUCGCAAUGACUCUCAAUUUUUACUUCAUCGGAGCGUAUUUGAACGAGCAAUGGUUUAUCGCAAUUUUGUGCACGGUUCUCUCGGCGUUCGUUGGUUGGCCGUUUGCGGCGGUUCUCGGACUACCGAUUGUUGUGGAUUUCUUCCUUAUUAGGCGCCAAUACAUUUCAUUCAUAUUCAAAUCGAUUGCGUGCGCCACCGUUGUCGGAUACGCCAUGUUGACAGUGGAUUCGCACUAUUUCGGGAAAUAUGUCUUUGCGCCGCUCAACAUUAUGAUCUACAAUGUUCUUUCCGGUCCGGGACCGGAAUUGUACGGAAUUGAGCCGAUGUCGUAUUAUUUCAAGAAUCUCAUGCUCAACAUGAAUGUUGCUUAUGUGUUCGCCGUGCUCUCACUACCAUUGUCGAUGUAUACGUAUAUGCUGUUCAUUCCUUUAAAGGGACAACCCAUGAGAUUUGGCAUUCCACAUAAUUUCGACUAUUGGAGACGAUAUGCGCCAUUCUUUUUGAUUUUCUUCACCGCCCUCACGUGGACGGCGAUCUUCUUCACUCAGCCGCACAAGGAAGAGCGAUUCAUAUUCCCGAUUUACCCGCAUAUCCUGUUUUGCGCUGCGGUUGGUCUCGACGCGGCCGCUAGGUUGAUUUUCAAAUUUUUCGAAAACUAUGAUUUCUAUUUCUUUUUCUUCAUUAUCGGCUAUAUUGCGUUGAACGCCUCGCGAGCGUUCGCCUUGUCGAAACACUAUGGAGCUCACAUUGACAUAUAUCGUGCGCUACCUGAGACAAUAAUGGCGGAUGAGUCGAAUUUCAAGAUAAUGCAUGAUCCGGUUCGGAUAUGCCUUGGAAAAGAAUGGCAUCGAUUUCCGUCCAACUUUUUCAUUCCCAAUGAAGUUUAUGAUGUUAAAGGAAAACCGAGAGGCGUCGAAGUUCAAUUCAUUCGAAGCGAAUUCCGCGGCAUUUUGCCGAAACAUUAUUAUAAUGGCUCGACGACGGUUGAGAUCACGAUGCACGUGCCGGACGCGAUGAACGAUAGGAAUCGCGAAGAGCCGUCGCGUUAUGUCGAUUUGGAAUCGUGCGAUUUUUUGAUCGAUGUCGACAUGCCCGGAACGCCGUAUGAGCCGAAUUUUCGUGAAAUGCCACAAUGGAAAGCGAUGCAUGAGCUGCCAUUUUUGGUCAACCGAGAAUCCCAUCCAAUAUUCCGCGCCUUCAAUAUUCCAUACAUUGGCGAUCGAUUCACAUAUUGGACGAAUUACACAAUUUAUCGUCGAAUCUACUAG